Molecule: messenger RNA, 2415 nt
Organism: Pocillopora damicornis (cauliflower coral)
Lineage: Eukaryota; Metazoa; Cnidaria; Anthozoa; Scleractinia; Pocilloporidae
Product: melanotransferrin
Biological process (GO): iron ion transport
Cellular component (GO): extracellular region; plasma membrane; recycling endosome
Source: RefSeq, a predicted model, not a curated record
ACGUGUGACUUGUCAAUCACAGGGAGUCAAUAUUAAUUUUUUUUUCUUUAACUGUUCGCUUUGCUGCCUCUGACACAGCAGUCUACAUUCCUCUACAUCGUUGUCAACAUGUUGGGACCACUCAUCUUCCUCAGUGCUCUUGCUUUUACGCAUGGUCAUUCUCAUGUUACCCAAAUGCGAUGGUGCACAAUCAAAGCCUUAGAACAACAAAAAUGCCAAGAUUUUGUAUCUGCGUUGAAAAAUUUGUCAAGUGAACUCAACAUCACCUUGAAAGCUAGUUGUGUUCAGGGAAGUAAUGCCAUUGAUUGCAUGCUAAAGAUCAAAGACGGACAAGCUGAUCUUAUUACACUGGAUGGAGGAGAAAUAUAUGAAGCAGGUAAAAACUACGAGAUGACUCCUGUAGUUGCAGAAUACUACGGAGAAGGUACUGGUACCAGUUACUAUGCUGUGGCAGUUGUUAAAGGGUCAGGUUCGGUCAAAUCGAUCAAGGAUCUGAGAGGAAAGAAAACCUGUCAUACAGGAGCAGGCAAAACGGCUGGUUGGGUCGUACCAGUUGGUACUUUACUGUCCAAGAAAUAUAUGGAUCAAGACUCCACCUGUAAUCCGUACGUAUCAGCUGGAAAGUAUUUUUCGGAAAGCUGUGUACCAAGAGUGAAGGAAGAAAAAAUUGAUACAACAAAAAAAAAUCCCGACAACCUGUGCGCGUUGUGCAAAGAUGAAUGCAUGAAAGAUGGAAAUUAUUCUGGUUACAGCGGCGCGUUUAAAUGCUUGAUGGAUGGUGCGGGUGAAGUGGCAUUUGUAAAACAUACAACCGUGAGCGAAUCACCGGCGUCAGCAAGUGAUUACUUAUACCUGUGUUACGAUGGAACCACUGCUGAAAUUGGACAGCACAUUAACUGCCACCUUGCUAAAGUUCCCUCUCACGCCGUGAUGACCAAAAAGGGACACAGCAAAAUGACGACGUAUGUCAAGAUUCUAUUAGAAACCUCAACGCGUUAUGGGAACGAUUCUGGUGAUGGGUUUAGGAUGUUUGAUUCAUCCAAAUAUCCCGAUGGAAAAGAUCUCCUUUUCAAAGAUUCCACCGAAAAGCUGGAAGAUGUCUCUGCUAUGACCUAUGAAAAGUUUCUUGGUGAAGAGUACAUGGGCGAUGUCUCAGCGAUCAACGAUUGUGUGCCUAUUUCAGCUGCCGAAAGUAAGAGGCCUUUCUUCGUUGGCUCUCUCCUGCUUUCAUCGGUGGCUCUGGUGCUGCUCGUUUAAAUAUAAUCUGGCACACGCUGAUCAACCCACGUAAGAGGUGUGCUUUGAGAAAGUAAGAUUAGGAAACUUUCCCGGUUGCCAUCAUGUGACAGGAAAGUUGUGUUCUAUCGGGAUCAACCGUUUCAAUUGCAAUCCUUUUAUGACUAUGACGCGGUAAUUUUUUGGAAUUGUCAUUUCCAUACUUCUCAGCAUUCACGAGACUGAAGGAAGACAACGAGGCAGUCAAUUACUGUCUCGUGGCGCGAUUUCGAUUAUUUUUUGCCGGUUUGGUUAGCGUAACGAAAGAGCACGAGUAAGAUUUUUACAGCGAGCAUCACGGACAGGAACUGAAGCAAGCGCUUGACUUCUUUAAGCCCGCGUAACGUGCGAGUAGGCUUUCAUGAUUAACGCUUUGACACGAGUGUUUCUUCACCUGCGGGAAAGUAUGAGGCUUAGAGUAACGCCACCCGGCAAAUCUCUUCCCGACUCGUCUUCAAUCUUCCCGCGGGCGGAGAAACGCGCGUCCUGCAGCGCUAAUAAUUAGGGCAUCCUACCAGGCUACCAUAUAUACAAUAUAACGGCCACUACCCAAGAGUUUUCCACCACUGAAGACCACACCUCAAACGGUUUGCUCCCGAUAGAAUACGUAAAAACCCUAACCAACACAACCAACUGAAAACGAUUGAUCAAAAUAGAACAUGUACGAAAGCUUUUUAAGUUUUCACGUCGACCUUGGUUCAUUCUAAAUAGAAUAAGCAGGGCUGGCACUUAACUCUGGUUGUUCUCGUUUGUCAGCAGUCAUUCUUUAACACGUCACACAAUGCACCCAGGGUCCUCGCUCCCCGUAUCGAGGAAGGAAGAGGAGGACCCUGGGAACGAAGUUGUAAUAACGUGAACAUCACAUGACAAGUUUGAAAAUGGCUGCAAGCAGAUUGAAGGAGGCAGUUUUUGUCGGGGAUUUUUUUUAGAUGUAUGGGGCUAAAUGUGCAUCAGAUGUAGCUUCCUGUCAUCAUUCUUAAAAAGAAUAGACAGAACUACGUUGAUUUCCGAUAUCAAAGCAACGCCACCCGGUUUUCUAUAGCAGUAAAGCAAGUGGAUGUUGUUAUUCUCUUUUUAGAAAAUGAGCUUUUUGUUUCAUUCGAAAAAGAAUAAACAGAACUAGCUAAGUUGCUGAGCAAA